Molecule: messenger RNA, 942 nt
Organism: Batrachochytrium dendrobatidis JAM81
Lineage: Eukaryota; Fungi; Chytridiomycota; Chytridiomycetes; Rhizophydiales
Product: 25S rRNA (adenine2142-N1)-methyltransferase
Exons: 2
Coding region: 1-942 (313 amino acids)
Cellular component (GO): nucleolus
Molecular function (GO): rRNA (adenine) methyltransferase activity
Source: RefSeq, a predicted model, not a curated record
AUGAAGAAAUCAAAAAAGUGUGUGCCAGUAGCUGAAAAGGUUCAACUUUGGCAACUACAGCUGGCUGGAAACAAAAAACUGAAUUCAGGUGUUUCCAAGAAAGCACGCAAGAAUGAAAACCCAAACUCACUCAAGCAAACUCAGCAACUCAUUUCGACCUUUCAUACAUUAAACAAGCAACUUGAAUUGGUCAAGACAAUCCCAAACAACAAAGUUGAACAGUUGGAAAUUCAAUCAAAGUUGGAUGCCUUGGGCGGAUUACAUGCAUAUCAGCGAGCAUCUCUUCGUGGAGGUGACAUGCGAAAGGGAUGGGGUGCAACUGGGAAAUGGAUUCUGCCAUAUUUGAAAACUGAGCAUUUAAAAAUAUUUAACCAGUUGCAGAAUCUCAACUCGAAUAAUAAAGUAAACAAGCUACGACUGCUUGACGUUGGUGCAAUCACUGGCGAAACGUACGAGCGUCAUGCCAGUUUUUUAAAUGUCACAUCCAUAGAUCUCAACUCCCAAUCGCCAAAAGUCAUUCAACAAGAUUUCUUCAAACGACCUAUCCCCACAAACGAUGACGAGCGAUUCCAUGUGCUGUGUUUAUCAUUAGUGAUCAACUUUGUAGGAGAUCCUGCCGCCCGUGGACUGAUGCUAUCGCUAUCACGCUCGUUUUUACUAUCAUCUGGACUUUUGUAUAUUGUCCUUCCUCUGCCUUGCAUCACCAACUCAAGAUACAUGACUCAUGUUUAUUUUAUCUCUCUGCUUGAAUCACUUUCGUUUGAACUUGUAAAACAUCAUCAUGCAAGAAAAUUGGCAUACUAUCUAUUUAAAAAAUCCGACUCUAGUGCUAUAUCCGCUCUGUUCCCUAAAAAAAUUCUACGAGACGGAGGCGGGCAUAAUAACUUUGCAAUAACACUGCAAUCUACUAUAGAGUCGAGCCAACAGAUUCCGCAAAGCUGA